AUGAGCAGUCAGCAAGAGGAGAAAAAUGUAAGCACAGGAAUGUAUGAUCACUCCAAGAAGGAAAACAAAAAUAACUACCAGGAAAAUUCCUUCAUCAAUCUGAUGAACACAGAUGAUAAUAAGGUGAAAAUGCUUAAGAAGGACAAUAACGCAAGUGGGUGCUCUGAAGAAAUUGUGGAUGGAGAGCUCAAAGGAAAAAUUAAUCAAAGUGUGUUAAAAGAAGGCACAACAGAAACGCAAGUUUUUAAAACUGAUAGUAACACCACAGACGGUGCGAAGAAGAAAGGCAAUGAAGUAGUGCAUUAUAAAGGUAGUACCAAUGCAGCAGGGGAUAUCCCCGUAAAGAAUACCAUGGAAAGUGUGGCGAAUGAUAAAAACAGUAACAUGUGUAACCAUAAUAAUGCCUCGAAGGAGAGAGAUAAUGAUCACCAACAUAGUGGUGUCGCAUGGGGUACCAAAAACAAAGACAAAGGAGACAAAAACGAAAGCAGCAACGGAGAAUUGGGGGGAAGGGAAAAUAGUGAACCAUUACACAGAGUGUUAACAAAAAGUGAAGUAAAAGAAAAAGACAGGAGUAAUUUGUUACCAAAUAAAAAUUGCAACGAUGAUGAUAAGUGGAACUCCUUGCAGAAUGAUAAGGUGCCUCUUACCCAAGAGGAAAAGGAGAAAUUCGAAACGAGUCCUCCAACGUGCGACAAAAAGAAUGUGAGCAAAGACCCCCCUGCGAAUGACAAAAGAGUUUCUGCGUCCAAAGGGGAAAAUGACGACAAGAAUAAAAUUAACACUUCCGUGGAAGUUCCACCUUCUAAUAUUCCCCCAAAGGGUAGGAAUAAUUAUGAGGAAGAAACGCAUAACGCCAAACAAAAUAAUGAAAAGGCUGAAAACAGAAAGAAGGAAAAUGCAACAAUGGGAGAGGGGGCGAAACCGAGCGAAUCCAUUCAUAGCGCGAACAUAAGGCAGAAUAAAAAUACCAAUAGAAAUAAAAAUAAAGGUAUAGUGAAGGAUGAUUUAGACGUAAUAACCGAGGAAGAAGGAAAGAGUGAAGAGGGUCCAAAAGAUGAUCACCCGAAUGAUCAUGGAAAUUCCAGUGACAACAGAACAGUGAGCGGGAGUAGUAGAAAUACCUGCCCCAUUAAGCGAAGUGAACAUCAGAAGGAUAAGGAAAAUAGUAAUGAAGAAUCAACCAGCAAUAACAUGAUGAAUCAGAAAAAUGGAAAUUCCAAAAAAUUUCCCGCGUUAAAUAAUGCCAAAAAUGGGACUUUCUUUAAGAAGGAGGUAAGAAGAAACAAUGCCAACGUUGGGAGCUCCAACAGAAAGAGUGAGAACUACAAAACAGCUGGCCAUAGUAAGAGAGAGGAAUGUUGGAAGAGGUGCAGAGACAAAAAUGAGGAUUACAACAUUACAAGCGGGGAUAACUUUAGAAAUGGAGAGAAUUACAAAAAUGAAAAUAGUUACACUCAUGGAGGUAAUUCCCCCAACAGCAGCAAAAACAGUCACGGUAGAAAUAAUGAGAUACAUAGGGUAAAUGAGAGAGGCUUCAAAAAUGGCAACUCGUACAGUUAUAGAAACGCAGUUAACGGGGUAUACAAAAAUGUUGGUGGUACAGCCCCAAUGGGUAACUCUGCAAAAAUGAACGAUAAUUCCCACAACACAGACAAUUAUAAAAUGAGUAACUACAAGAAUUAUCAUCGUAACGGGAAUAAUGAAGAACCCACGGAUAACACCAACAGGUAUGGGGAAAAGAGGAGCAGCCACGACCACAGCGCGCACUGGAUGAAUCAGAAUGAGGAGUACGAACGGUGCGAGCGAUACGAACAAAAUGGAAAAAACGAAAGCGCUAAUUUUAGAAGAAACAAUUUUAAGAACAAAAAAGAAUCAACGGGCGUGAAGCAGAAGGACUCGCGAUUUCAGAUGGGGAAAAAUUACGCCAAGAAAUACGACGCGAAUUAUUUUGAAAGAAAUGACAGCACAAAUGUUGGUAACCAUAACGGUAGUGCUAGUAAAAAAAAGGUGAAUUCGUUUAUCAAGCAAACAGAAAAUACUAAUUAUAGCAAACACUUACCCAUUAGUGGCGAUACAAAAGGGAAGGAGGCCAACGGGGAUGAUGAAAAUGAUUCCAAUGAAGUGCUUACAGAAGGAGACACAAGUAGAAAUAGCAACGAGUUGAUGGACAAACAGGGCAUACACAUGACCAAUCCUACUUCCUCAUCUCGUACGUACAACAAUAGUGGUGAAAAGACUCAUAAUAAUAAACCCCGCGUUGGUAAGAAAAAUAGCAUUGCCUUAGGUAGUCCUUCACACCACGCUAAUAUUGACCAGGAUAACAAAGCCUAUGCUAAAUUUACACAUACCAAUGAUGGUAAGGGAAACCAAAAAGAGAGCAUCAGCGCUGGUGGCAAUUCCGAUCACAUUAGAAGAGGAAAUAAAUGGAGUUUUAUCUCCAAAGAGGAUAUGAGCGACAGUGGUCGAAGCAAGAUUAAUAACAGUGGCGAAAAAGACGUAAUGAAGGAGAUAAGGAGAAAGGAAUUCAAGAAGGAAGAUUAUCCAACACGGGAAGGAGAAGGAAGCGGUGCACAUGUAAAAAAAAUAGAACGACGAGAAAAGCCUUUUACUUCUCAUUCGAGAGAUUCCGCAAGAAGUUCUAUAUCCACAAACAGGAAUGAAUACCACCACGCAGCAUCGAAUGAGGGUGAGAAGGAUCACAGAAGCUCACUACAAGGUGAGAAAGAUAAGAACCCAAAAAAUAGCGGAAAGCAAAAACAUUCGAAUGGCCCAGAAAAUAAAAGGAAAAUCUUGACCCCGAAAACAGAUCAAAGGAAUAGCAAUGCAGGCGAAGUAAAUCUCUCUUCUAAUUUUAAAGAAUUCGAAUGUUGGAUGAGCGGAAGAUAUAAUAAGCUGUUAGAAGAAUACAUUAAUCAGGAAAACAGGAAAAAAAACAACAGUGAAAUAUUUGAGGAUGAAAUAAAAGUAUACAAACUGUGUUCAAAUUACACCAACAGUGGUGUGGAAAAGGACAGCCAUGAAAAUCUCUCCCAUAUGGCAGAAACUUUAAGAAGCCGAGACACCAAAGAGGAGGAUACCUCAAGAAGUAAGGGCAAAAGGGAUGUUCAAACGAACUCAGAAAUAGAAAAUGAAGGGGAACUGUUGAUCGAAGGUAGGAGCGGGUUCUCUAGUCGUAGAAAUAAAGGUGAACAUGUGGACCACAUUGCGGGCGAUAAUUAUAACAGUGGAAAGAGUAAUUAUUUCUCAGGUUCAAAGAAUAACAUGGAUGUAUUAAAUAGAAGCGCUGCCCAUGAGGGGGAAAAGAAAUACUACCAAAGAAAUAAUAAUUACCGCCCAAAUCAUCAGAAAAGGUCUUUGCAUUUAUUGCACAAAAAUGGUCCACAGAAUAACAAGGAAUCCUUUUUGAGUUCUUCUCCUGGUAUGAAGGAGGACAAUUGGGGUAGAGGAGGAGAGGAAGCGGUCGAAAAUGCAAUCGAGGGCGCAAAGUUGGAAGAAAAGCUAGGAGAAAAUACAGACACAGACGUCGAGAUAAGCGCUGAAAAUAACGUCAACAAUAACACCGACAAUAAUGCCGAAAAUAACAAUGAUGCAAGCGUCCUCCCCUCUAUGAAAAAAUACGGCGCAAACAAUAAGAACAAGAAAGGCGAGGAAAAAGUCAGCGACGGAAUCUUCAACAGAAAAAACUAUUACGAAAAAAGACCAGCGGGAAAACGAUUCGGCAGUAGCAACAUAACCACUAAGAAGCUCAGUAGCAACAAUGGGUUUUACAAAAACAAGUAUCACGCUGGAGACCAAAAGAAUGAUUACAUGAAAAGUGAAAUGAACAAGGGGACGUUUUACAAGUCGAAUAGACAGGCGAUGGGGCAACACAAUAAUAAGAGGAACAACUGGAGCACGAAAUUGGUAAACGACCGGUUUGGAAAUCGGUACGAAGAACCCUUCGGUGAGCCCUUUGGAGAAAGACUGAACGAACGAUUUAGUAAGAAAAACAAUUCAAACGACAUGGACAACACGAAUGACAUGUAUUAUGCGCCUAAAAAGAACGUAGAAAAUUCUGUGUUGCUACGAAAUGAAAUGGGUACCUCCGCUGCGCAUAAUAUCAAUCCAGUUGGGAAUAGUAAGAAAUCGAAUUCAACAUAUUUAACAGCAAAAAGUGAAGGUGUUAAGAAUAGGCACUAUGAGUGA
Messenger RNA from Plasmodium knowlesi strain H, 4188 nucleotides. Its product is annotated as conserved Plasmodium protein, unknown function. Lineage: Eukaryota; Apicomplexa; Aconoidasida; Haemosporida; Plasmodiidae. Bases 1 to 4188 code for a protein of 1395 amino acids. The transcript has a single exon. The record is from RefSeq and is a predicted model, not a curated record.